UUUGGGCAACAAGGGCCGCCAAUGGCGGCGUCCUUAAGGCGGCGGUGUCAUGGCGCCGAGCGACGAGUAGAGAAACACGGCUCGUAGACCAGCACGGCUCGUCCGCGACGAUGGCCACCGUCGAGUACGACCUGAACACGUCAGGGGGCCUGAUGCCCCAAAUCCAGGCGCUGAUCGCUCCCCCCGCCAGCGAGGAGGAGCAGCAGCGCCGCAAGCCGCCCGCCGGACGCUGCCACCGUCCCGCGGGGCGCGCCGUCAACCACGACUGCUGCGACAGCUGCAAGGAAGGCGGGGACCUGAUCUGCUGCGACCGCUGCCCUGCCACGUUCCACCUGCAGUGCCAUGACCCUCCGUUGGACGAAGAGAGCCUGCCCUCGGGAGAGUGGAUCUGCCAUCGAUGCACCGUGGUGGCCUCGGGCAGCUCCACAACGGGCGACAGCAGCAGUGCACUGCACACACUUGUGGCGGCUGCUUCGCUGCUCAAUGCGCAGCAGUUUGAGCUCCCACAUGAGCUGUCCUGUCACAUUGCACUGCCUGGGAGCAGCAAGCGUCUGCGCCCAGUUCGUGGACGGCGGCACGACCUCGAACCACCUGUGCCCCUGCCCUUGAGGGUCUGUUUCACCUGCCGCAGGAGCUGUCGGUGGGCCCCGCUGAUCCAGUGCGACUACUGCCCACUGCUGUUUCAUGCCGACUGCUUGGAGUUCCCACUUGCCUCCCUGCCCACUGGCCGAUGGAUGUGCCCUAACCAUGCAGAGAACUUCUUGGAGGAGAAGCUGCUCAAUUCGGUGAGCCUGACUGAACGGGUGCGGCUGUGGGACCGAUUUGGGGGAGGCAGCCGGCUCAACCAGGAUGCAGUGAAGCUGGCAUUCCUGGCACGGGCACAUCGGCCGCAGCCACCCUUCCGGCUCAAGCGCCAGCGGCCCCGGCUGUAUCGUGCCCACAUCCCGCGGGCCGUUCGCGACCACUACCGCCGCCGGCCACCGCCACUGUCCUUGUCUUCCUCUGUGGCGCAGCAGCAGCAGCAGGACGAGCAGGAGCUGUGGCUGGCCUCCCUGGUGGCUCUGCAAUUGGCCCUCGCCGCACGCACGGCCACAGAGGGCUCGGCCGUGGAUGCGCACGAGGAGGAGAAAGGCCCCGAAGGAUGGGAAGUGAACCAGUUGGACGAGAAGCUUGUGCGCCUGCUCGCCCGGCAAAGGCUGCAGCAGCUGCUACCUGCCGUCAAUGGUGUCAACGUGUCUGCGGUGUCGGCCAGCGAGGUGCAGGCCCGAGCCAUGGUGUGCCCCGUGGGUGGGAGCAGCAAAGGGAGCCCGGUGCCCAUGCCCUACCGGACUCUGACCCUGGGCUCGGGUGCUGACAUGGAUCUGUGCCUCAGAGACUUUGGCCACUGCGACUUUGUCUCUGCGAAGCAUGCGUGCAUCUUCUUCGAUGAGAUUGGCAAGCACUAUGAGCUGCUCAACUACAGUGAGCACGGCACCACUGUGGACAACGUGCUCUACUCAUGCGACUUCUCAGACAAGCGGCGGCUGCUGGCCGCCACCGCUCAGCCUGCUGCUGCACUGGCCGCCCCUCGACACACGGGCACAAGAAGGACAUGCGGCUGCCGUGUGAAUCCCAUUGGUGCUGCUGGCUGGGAGGGCACGGCAUUAUUACACCACGGCUCCCUCAUCAAGCUGGGCUGUCUCCAGUUUGUCUUCAGUGUCACCAAGAACGUUAAUUAGGCGAGGAGGACCUUGUACAGAAUGUCACCUUUUCAAUAAACUCCAUGCAGCAGCA
Messenger RNA from Dermacentor silvarum, 1773 nucleotides. RefSeq names its product PHD finger protein 12. Gene Ontology annotation, cellular component: Sin3-type complex; nucleus. Gene Ontology annotation, biological process: negative regulation of transcription by RNA polymerase II. The record is from RefSeq and is a predicted model, not a curated record. Gene Ontology annotation, molecular function: transcription corepressor activity; protein binding. The transcript has 11 exons. NCBI's taxonomy places the organism in Eukaryota, Metazoa, Arthropoda, Arachnida, Ixodida, Ixodidae. Bases 111 to 1718 code for a protein of 535 amino acids.